Molecule: messenger RNA, 339 nt
Organism: Dracunculus medinensis (Guinea worm)
Lineage: Eukaryota; Metazoa; Nematoda; Chromadorea; Rhabditida; Dracunculidae
Source: the annotation of a GenBank genome assembly
AUGUCAGAUGUUAUACCAGAAGGUGAUUAUGAGAAGGGUAAAAAAGUAUUCAAACAGAGAUGUCUCCAGUGCCACGUAGUUGACUCAAUGGCUGCAAAGACGGGACCGACUCUUCAUGGAAUUAUUGGCCGCAAAUCGGGAACUGUGCCUGGUUAUGAUUACACUACUGCAAACAAAAAUAAGGGUGUUAUAUGGACUCGUGAAACUUUAUUUGAAUAUUUGUUAAAUCCAAAGAAAUAUAUCCCUGGUACAAAAAUGGUUUUCGCCGGUUUGAAGAAACCCGAAGAACGUGCAGAUUUAAUCAAAUAUUUAGAAGUGGAAUCGGCUAAGCCGUUAUAA